Messenger RNA from Camellia sinensis, 2496 nucleotides. NCBI's taxonomy places the organism in Eukaryota, Viridiplantae, Streptophyta, Magnoliopsida, Ericales, Theaceae. The record is from RefSeq and is a predicted model, not a curated record.
UGCUGUUUUGACAAAUAUGACUGAAUUAAGAAUUAGUGACUUGAAUGGAACUAAAGUAUCUACUUUUCCACCCCUUAGUAACAUGAGAUACCUGCGGACACUGAUGUUGACAAGUUGCAACAUUAUUGGAAGCUUACCAGAGUAUCUUGGGACAAUGAUCAAUUUAACAAUUUUAGACCUCAGCUUUAACAAACUAAGUGGAGUAAUUCCAAACAAUUUCGUUAAUCCAAGCGCUUCAAUUUCCAUUUAUUUAACUGGUAACUUGCUGAAUGGACCUGUGCCUGACUGGAUGCUGCGUGGGCUGAACCUCAAAGUUGAUCUUUCAUAUAACAACUUUAGCUCAACAAGGAAUUCAAUUUGCCAAGAAAAUGUGAACUUGUUUGAAAGCUCUUCAGAGGACAAUGCUUCUGGAAUUCUUUCUUGCGAUCAUGGCUCUCGCUGUCCACGAAAUUGGUCCUCCUUCCAUAUAAAUUGUGGUGGAAGUGAAGUAGUUAUUGAUGGAAAAACAUAUGAAGAAGAUACAAAUUCAGCAGGGCCUUCAAGGCUUUUCAUAAGCAAAACUAAUUGGGCAUUUAGUAGCACUGGUGACUUUCUAUUUGAUCAUCGCCCUUUAAAGGCAUACAUUUGGACAAAUACUUCGAGGCUCUCUAUGAAGAAUUCCGAGUUGUACAUAAAUGCACGGCUUUCUCCCCUAUCCCUGACUUACUAUGGUUUCUGCCUACAAAAUGGAUACUAUACUGUAAGCCUUCACUUUGCAGAGAUCAUGUUUACUGAUGAUAAAACAUAUGCCAGCCUUGGAAGACGCAUAUUUGAUGUUUACAUUCAGGGAAAGCGGGUGCUGAAGGAUUUUAAUAUUGAACAUGAAGCAGGUGGGGUUGAUAUGGAAACCAUAAAAAAAUUUACAGCAAAUGUGACUAAAAACACAUUAGAUAUACGAUUCUAUUGGGCAGGAAGAGGGACAACCUCGAUCCCUUACAAAGGAGUAUACGGUCCUCUUAUUUCAGCCAUUUCUGUGAAUCCUAAUUUUGAUCCAUCAGAGAAUGGGAGUAAUGCAUCUAUAUCUGCAGGCAGUAUAGUUGGAAUUGUGGCUGGAGUAGUAUUUGCUAUCUUCCUAAUGCUGGGUAUUCUUUGGUGGAAAGGAUGUCUACAAAACAAUAAUACGAUGGAACAUGAUCUGAAGGCUCUAGACCUGCAUACUGGUUCAUUUACCUUAAGGCAAAUUAUAGCUGCCACAAAGAAUUUUGAUGUUGCUAAUAAGAUUGGAGAGGGUGGUUUUGGUUCGGUGUACAAGGGCCUUUUAUUGGAUGGCACUGUGAUUGCUGUGAAGCAGCUUUCUUCCAAAUCAAAUCAAGGAAAUCGCGAGUUUGUGAAUGAGAUAGGCAUGAUUUCUGCCUUACAACACCCUAAUUUGGUAAAGCUCUAUGGAUGUUGUAUUGAAGAAAAUCAACUGUUGCUAGUAUAUGAGUACAUGGAAAAUAACAGCCUUGCUCGUGCUUUGUUUGGCCCUGAAGAACACCGGUUAACACUAGACUGGCCAACUAGGAACAGGAUCUGUAUUGGUAUUGCAAAAGGUUUGGCUUAUCUACAUGAAGAAUCAAGACUGAAGAUUGUCCACAGAGACAUCAAGGCCACUAAUGUGUUGCUUGAUAAAAAUCUUAAUCCUAAGAUAUCCGACUUUGGUCUUGCAAAGCUUGACGAAGAGGAGAAUACCCACAUAAGCACUCGGAUUGUGGGAACUUUUGGAUAUAUGGCACCUGAAUACGCAAUGUGGGGUCACUUAACUGACAAGGCUGAUGUUUAUAGUUUCGGAGUUGUGGCCUUAGAAAUUGUAAGUGGGAGGAGUGCCACUAGUAGUUACAGGAGAAAGCAGGAUUCCUUUAAUCUUCUUGAGUUGGCACUGAACUUAAAGGAGAAAGGGAAUUUGAUGGAGCUAGUGGAUCCUAGGUUGGAAUCAGAUUUCAACAAAGAACAAGUGAUGGUGGUGCUUAAUGUAGCUCUGCUAUGCACUAAUGCCACAGCAGCAAUCAGGCCUACAAUGUCUUCAGUGGUAAGCAUGCUCGAAGGCAAAGCCGAGGUUCAAAGUUUUUCAAUUGAUGGUAUAGAGCCCGAGAAGACAGAUAACUGGUUCCAAUACAGCACUGAAAUCAGCACGAGUGACAGCCAUAGCCACGGUAUCUUAACUGACAGGCCAUGGACAAUAUGAGUUUUCAACUGAAAGCUCCACAUCUGCUUCUGAUCUUUACCCACUCAAUUUGAGUUUUCAAUGGGAAAAGAGAGAUUGAAGUGUUGGAGUAGCAAAAGGCUUCUCUUUUCAUCAAAUUUAAAUUUGAUGAAACAAAAGGUGGAGCGUUGGAGAUGUCUUAAAGUCUUUGUUUUUGGUCCAAUGAUCUAUUUAUUAGUAUAUGUUGUGUCCUUUUUUCAUUUUUCAUUUUUCAUUUUUCCAUUUUUGUGUGCGUGUGCGUGUGCGUGGGGUAGGCUGUUUGUUUUUGUUUUAGU